GAUUGAAGGCCGCCAUCUUGUUUCAGAGGGGAGCAGGGCGCAUGGGCGCAGGGCUUGAUGACGACACAGUGGGCGGGGCUUCAGCGUACCUGUUUCCAACCGGGUCCAAGUGCCCGGAAAGUUUAUAUCCUCUGCAACAGGUAUUCCAGCAGCUUUACCCACUUUCAGGCUGCAGGUGAUGUUUGAAGCGUCGAGGAAUCCACGGGCCUUGUAUACAUUCAGAGUGAGAGGUUGCAGCCCCUGUAUAGUUACCUGAAGAGGAUGAUCCUCAACCUUUGUUGACACUGCUGUCCCAUUCUUUGAAUCUUCGUCUGACCAGUGUGGAGGGGGAGUGGGGGAGAAGAGGGAGAUGAUUUGCAGAUGGGAAACUCAAACCAAACAUCACGUCAAGAUCUGACCGCGUCACUCGAUUCAUCAAGACCUAAAUAUCAUUGGACAUUGACUGUGAAAGCAGAUAUAUUUGUCUGUUCUGUCUGUGGGUAAAGAUUUGAAACAUUAGUGUGACUGGAAAAGAACCGAGACACACACUGAGUGUGUUCCAGUGAACUGACUGUAGAAGGAGCUUUAACCUGUUACACCACCUGAAACAAAGAUUUCACCAUGCACAGCAGGGAGAAACUGUGCAAGUGUACUGUGUGUGGACAAGAAUUCAACUGAUUAUCCAACCCGGAGAGGCACAGGAACAUCGACACCAUGGAGAAACCGUGGAACUGCGGGGAUUGUGGGAAGAGAUUCAGAUCCCCCUCUGAGCUGGAAACUCAUGGACGCAUUCACACUGGGGAGAGACCGUUUAUCUGUUGCGAUUGUGGGAAGGGAUUCGCUCGACUAACUAACCUCACUUCACACCAACUUGUUCAUUCAGACAUGAGACCUUUUAAAUGUUGUGACUGUGAGAAGAGCUUUAAAAGCAAAAAGAAUCUGCUAAUACACCAGCGAGUUCACACUGGGGAGAGGCCAUUCACCUGCUUUGACUGCGGGAAGGGAUUCGCUCAGUUAUCCAACCUGCUGCGACACCAGAGAGUUCACACUGGAGAGAGGCCAUUCACCUGCUCCAGGUGUGGGAAGGGAUUCACUCAGUUAAGUACCCUCACUUCACAUCAACUUGUUCACUCUGACAAGAGACCUUUUAAAUGUUCUGACUGUGAAAAUUGCUUUAAAAGCAAAAAGAUUCUAUUGAUACACCAGAGAAUUCACACUGGGGAGAAACCAUUCACCUGCUCCAAGUGUGGGAAUGGAUUCACUCAACUAACCCAGCUCACUUCACAUCAGCGUGUUCACUCUGAAAAGAGACCUUUUAGAUGUUCUGACUGUGUGAAAAGCUAUAAAAGCAAAGUGGAUCUGCUGACACACCAGCGAGUUCACACUGGAGAAAGGCCAUUCACGUGUUCCAUGUGUGGGAUGGGAUUCAUUCACCCAUCCCUCCGGCUGAAACACCAGCGAGUUCACACUGGAGAGAGGCCGUUCACCUGCUCCGUGUGUGGGAAGGGAUUCAGUCAUUCAUCCACCCUGCAGACACAUCAGUGUAUUCACAAGUGACUGCAGGGGUUGGAUUCUGCUGUUAAUCACAUCCAGGAGUGAACCAUGUUUAUUCUGACAUUUGGGGUUUGUUUUUGCUGAUGUUAAUAAUCCCAGUAACUGGGCUGGAGUUUAAUAUUCUGGAUAAAGGUUAAAUAAAUCAGCUUAGUGUCAAAUACACAGUGCUCGAGUCCAUGAUUUCUCUAAGAAAAGAGGAGACUGAUUGAUAUUCUGUUAAUGACUUUUCUGGCCUUGGUCCUUCUCUCCUUUGUUAAAGGAAGAUGUGCAUUUAUAUAGCACCUUUCACAGCUUCAGGAUUUUCCAAAGUGCUUUACAGGCAGUGAAGUCUUUUUGAAGUGUAGUCCCUGUGUAAUGUGGGAAAUGCAUGUCGGACCAGCCGUGAGCUUGGUCCAAACCAUGGAGUCCCUCAUCUUGCAGGAAAUCCACCCCAGCCACAAGGACAAGGUUCUGAUGGCACCAUCCCGGGUGUCUCAGUGGGAUCCAUGAGGUCGCUGGACAUAACACGUCACCCAACAGUGAUUGAUCCCAAACAGCAAACCCCCAACAAGGGACUGGUGAGUUUCCCCUCUCACAGACCACAAUGCGACUGGCGAAGAGUUCGUGUCUCAUGGUUUUGAUCCCUGGAAAAGCAAAAACGAGCCAUGCGAGGCCAUGAAGACCCCAACACCAACAACAAACUGGUCUGUGUGG
Molecule: messenger RNA, 2226 nt
Organism: Carcharodon carcharias (great white shark)
Lineage: Eukaryota; Metazoa; Chordata; Chondrichthyes; Lamniformes; Lamnidae
Product: gastrula zinc finger protein XlCGF7.1-like
Exons: 2
Coding region: 694-1536 (280 amino acids)
Biological process (GO): regulation of transcription by RNA polymerase II
Molecular function (GO): DNA-binding transcription factor activity, RNA polymerase II-specific; RNA polymerase II cis-regulatory region sequence-specific DNA binding
Source: RefSeq, a predicted model, not a curated record